AUGACUUCCUGCAGGUGUACUAUUUUGGUCACUCUUAUCUCGAUGGCUCGUUCCUCAAUUUCGUUCCAUCGUACACGCAGUAUGUCACAGGCCGAAGUUACUUCGUUUUACACCAUCAUUCUGAUUAUGUUCUGGUACGUACUACGCUCAUCGCGGCGAUUUUUGACACGUGCUGGCCGUAUAUCUGCAACAGAGGCGGGUGAGGAUCCGAAUGAGCAUAAGCAGGUCGUCGGCGUAUCGACAAAAAAGGACUGGAGGGUUGCUGGGGAUUCGGCUGAACUUAAAUUCGGGCACCGAAAGGGCGAGAUCGGCGAUAUCAGAACUUGCGUUACUCUCCAUAGGGAUGCCCUUAACCUGUCGAAAGAUGUAGCCGCUGAAACACACGUAAGCUUCGCCGACGACCGAGCGCAGUACACUGCCGAUUCCCGCGAAAGAGUAGACUGUACCGUAACCAAAAGCUCUUGCGUGGCUAACGUAACGAAUGGCCUUGGUGGUGAUAUGCAGAGCGUCGGCGUGAGCGUUGCGAAAGCAUAA
Molecule: messenger RNA, 534 nt
Organism: Gongylonema pulchrum
Lineage: Eukaryota; Metazoa; Nematoda; Chromadorea; Rhabditida; Gongylonematidae
Source: the annotation of a GenBank genome assembly